AUGGCGACAUUCAAGAGCUCUCUCAAGAUUACCUACAUCGGCACGGCCACGGCGAUCCUCGACAUCGAUGGUGUCAAGUUGAUCACAGACCCUGUUUUUUCGCAGGCGGGAUCCGAAUGGGACAAAGGCAUCGCCAUCCUGAGAACAUCAAUUUCCCCCGCGCUUCAGCUACAAGAUCUGCCUGCCCUCGAUGCCGUGCUGUUGAGCCACGAGGAUCACGAGGAUAACCUCGACGAGUUGGGUCGGCAAUUACUUGAUGGUCGCAAGGUCCUUACAACCGUGGACGGUGCGAAUAAACUAGCACCUCGGCCAGACGUGCGAGGCCUGAAGCCUUGGGAGACUGUGGAUCUCAAUGUCGGUGGCAAGAGCUUCCAGGUGACCGCCACGCCAUGCGUGCACCUGCCGGGAGGCGAAUGCACAGGUUUCGUUCUCACCAACGCCGAGUUCGGGGAAACAAACGGACUGCCGAACGCGAUUUUUAUUUCCGGUGACACUAUCUACAUUGACGAUCUCGCUCGACUGAAGGAAAAGUUCAACAUCAGUGUUGCGAUCCUGAACCUCGGGGCGGCGUCGGUGCCCGUGUCCGACCCGCCCUUAGUCAUAACCAUGGACGGAAAGCAGGCAGCGCAGCUCAUCCGCGAAAUCGAACCCGAUAUCGUGGUGCCAUUGCACUUUGAGGGUUGGGAUCACUUUGCCCAAGGACGCGAGGAGGUUCUCGAGGUCUUUAAGCGGGAGGGGAUCGAGAGCAAAGUUCAAUGGCUGCCUCGCGGUGUCGCCACGAACAUCGUGUAG
Molecule: messenger RNA, 792 nt
Organism: Purpureocillium lilacinum
Lineage: Eukaryota; Fungi; Ascomycota; Sordariomycetes; Hypocreales; Ophiocordycipitaceae
Source: RefSeq, a predicted model, not a curated record